This is a messenger RNA of Panonychus citri (citrus red mite), 3303 nucleotides long. Its product is annotated as peptidyl-prolyl cis-trans isomerase G-like. Bases 151 to 3102 code for a protein of 983 amino acids. The transcript has 13 exons. Gene Ontology annotation, cellular component: intracellular membrane-bounded organelle. The record is from RefSeq and is a predicted model, not a curated record. Lineage: Eukaryota; Metazoa; Arthropoda; Arachnida; Trombidiformes; Tetranychidae. Gene Ontology annotation, biological process: protein peptidyl-prolyl isomerization; protein folding. Gene Ontology annotation, molecular function: peptidyl-prolyl cis-trans isomerase activity.
UCGGCUCAAUCAUUUGGUCGAGAAUUUUUUUUCAAUGAAAAUCAAGUGUUUUGAUUUUCUAAUUUAAUUGUUUUCAGUAAAUUAUUCGAUCAUUUUCUUUGAUUAAGUGUUUUAUUGAUUUCUAAUAGAAAAUAAUACUGUUUAAUAGUCAUGACAUCGAGUAAAAAGGUUCGAACAAGAUGUUUUUUUGACAUCAAGACUGGAGACCGACCAGUUGGUCGUAUUAUUUUUGAGCUUUUCAAUGAUGUUUGUCCAUUGACAUGUGAAAAUUUCCGAGCUCUUUGUACAGGGGAAAUGGGACUCGGUAAAACGACCAAUAAGCCUCUUCAUUACAAGGAUGUCAUUUUCCACCGGGUUGUAAAAAACUUCAUGAUCCAAGGAGGCGAUUUUUCCAUUGGCAAUGGAAGAGGAGGAGAAUCAAUUUAUGGAGGAACUUUCAAAGAUGAAAAUUUCGAAAUGAAACAUGAUAAACCCUAUUUACUCUCGAUGGCAAAUCGAGGACCAAACACAAAUGGAUCUCAAUUUUUCAUCACAACUAAACCAGCUCCUCACUUAGAUGGGGUUCAUGUUGUUUUUGGUCACGUUUUCUCUGGACAUGAGAUUGUUGAUGAAAUUGAAGCUCUACCAACAGAUAAAUCAUCUAAACCAUUGACCGAUGUGAUUAUCAAUAACUGCGGAGAAUUGGUACCUCAAAUUAAAUCCAAAGAUAAAAAGAAAAGAAAAAAUUCUGACUCUGAGGAAGGAGAGAAAAGCAAAAAGAAGAAAAAACACAAAAAACACAAGAAACAUGGAAAACACAGUAAAGAAGAUGAAAUUGAAAAUCCUCAAAAUAAUGAAAAUGAGGCGAACAAUAAUAAUGCACCAGCUGAUGUUGAUGAAGAUUACGAAUGCUCAGUUAAACCGGACGAAAUACCGACAAUACCUGAGAACAAAUUUCUCCUUCGAACAGUGAAAAAACCUGAUGAUGGUGACAAUAAGGACGAUAAAAAAACAGACUAUUUUGCUGAACGUUUUAAGCCUCGAUUUCAAACAACUAGAUCUGGUCGUAAAAUCAAAGGAAGAGGUUUCAGACGAUAUCGAACUCCGUCUCCUGGAGCACGAGAUGGAAGUGAGACACCCCCACACUGGAAAUUUGCCCAAUCUCGCGUUAAACGUCUCGAUGAAGUAAUGAAAUCUGGCGAUAAAAGCAACGAUGAAGAUGAAGACCAAAAAGAUAGUACAAAUAGUAAAGGUGAAAGACGAAGGUCGGAUCGAUACGAUGAUCGUGGUAAUCGAGAUCGAGAUAAUAGAGGAAGGAGAGACAGGAGAGAUAGAGAUUAUAAUAGAAAUCGUAACAAUGAAGACCCUUUUAGAUCUAGAAAUGAACGAGACUAUCGAGAAAGGCGUCGAGAUGACAGAGAAAGAAGAGAUCGUAACCAUGAACGAGAAAGAGAGUCAGAAAAUCGAGAAGGUCGAAGACAUGAUAGAGAUUCAGAAAGAACUCGAGAUCAUAAAGAUAUUAAAAGAGAUGAAAAGGACAAAAUAGUAACCAAUGAUGGCAACGAAUUGAUAAGAUCUCGUGAAGAGUUUAAUCAAGAUGGUCCAGUUGAAAAAAGACGAAGGUUUACCGAAGAACCGAUACCUCAAGAAAUUUCAAACGAUAGAAUUGAAACCUUAAAUCGAAGUGGAACAAGCAUUCCCGAAGAAGGAGAAAUCGAAGAUGAUGAGAAUGACCUUCGACGCAAAUUGAUUUCGUCUUCUGUUGUGGUCAAAAAUCGCCUUAACGAAAUAGUCUCUUAUCCAAUCAGUCCGUUACGUGGUACAAAUGAGUCAAUUGUUAAAACAAAAGCUUCAGAAACAAUUGAAGCGAAAAUUGUACCCGAAAUAUCAACAACAAUCAUCGAGCGGUUAGAUGAAAAUGAUUCAAAUAGUGAUGGAAAUGUUUCUCCGUCAGUUGCAUUAUUUCCACCUGAGGUUAAACAUAAAGACAAUGAAGAAAAUGCUCUUAGGCCUCCAAAAACUCAGGAUCCUUCUAGACGACAGGAAGCAAGUACACAUUCUCGCCGCGAUAGCUCUGAGAAGCAUCGAUUCAAUGAGCAUAGGCAUGGCAGAGAAUCAAGAGACUCUACUGAAAAGAGAGAAUCAAAGGAGAGACGUGAAUCACGCGAAUUAAAAGACAGAGAAUACCAACGUAGUAAAGAUCGGAGAGAAUCGAAAGAACCACGAGAAGAGUCUAGAAUAUCAAAAGAGCCAAGAGAAUCGAAAGAUUUGAGAGACUCGAGAGAGUUUAAAGACCGCAAAGAUGCCAGAGAAAAUAGAGAUGCAAGAGAAUCUAGAAAAUUGAAAGAAGAAUCAAAAGACACGCGACCAUUCGAAUUAAAAGAUCAUAAAGAACCCAAGGAAAUUAGUGAAACUGAAAGUUGGAAAAAAGUUCAAGAAAUUAAGGAAACCAAAGAAACUAAAGAAACUAAAGAAUUGAAGGAAUCAAAAGAAUUGAAAGAAUCGAAAGAAUCAAGAGGCCCAAAUGAUGAAACUCGUCGAGAAGCUUCACGAGAAUUUAGAUCGGAUCGGGAUCGCUAUGAAAUCGAGCGUAAAUCUAAUGACAGAAGUAAACGUGAUGAAACUAAAGAAGACGAAAGUCAAUUGAGAGAGAAACGAAAUGAGAAAAAUAAACAAUCAUCUAAAGAAAGCAGUCGGCAUAGAGAAGAAAAUACCUCAAGUUCCCGGAGAAUCGACGUUGAUAAUAGAAAAGAAAAGAAUGAUGAUCGUAAAAAACAAGAAGAUAAAAGUGCAAACGAGAAUCGAAGUAGUUUCAAUAGAAGAGAUAAAAGUCCCGUGAAACAUAAUAAGGAAACGAAAAAGUCAAACAAAGAAAGAAUAGAUUCUUCGAAUACCAAUAAACUUUCGUCCAUCAAAGAUACCGAUUCAAAGCGUGCACGAAAUAGGAGCAAAGAUCGAAACGAUAAGAACAAGAAGAGACGACGAUCAGCAUCAUCAUUUUCAUCUUCAGCCUCUUCAACAUCGUCAUCAGAUUCAUCUACUUCAUCCUCAUCGUCAAGUUCAUCGGGCGUUAGUUCAUCCGCAUCCAGUUCAAGUUCGAGAUCUUCUAGCUCAUCCAAAUGAUGAAUAUAAAAUUAUAUGAAUGAACCUUUUUAAUAGCUUGAAAUCAGAUAAUGGAAAUUUAAUUAACAUCGCACAAAUUUUUUUCCCUCAAUUAUCAUUUGUAUUCUUUGUCGUGAUCUAAUUUCAGCAACAAUUUAAGCUAAUUGUUUCAAUUUUAAUUGCAAAUCGAAUUCAAUUGAUACAAACUUUUUUAAAAGUUAA